This is a messenger RNA of Bombus pyrosoma, 4394 nucleotides long. RefSeq names its product ubiquitin carboxyl-terminal hydrolase 10-A (gene Usp10). Gene Ontology annotation, cellular component: nucleus; cytosol. Gene Ontology annotation, molecular function: cysteine-type endopeptidase activity; cysteine-type deubiquitinase activity. Gene Ontology annotation, biological process: regulation of autophagy; protein deubiquitination; DNA damage response, signal transduction by p53 class mediator. Lineage: Eukaryota; Metazoa; Arthropoda; Insecta; Hymenoptera; Apidae. The record is from RefSeq and is a predicted model, not a curated record. The transcript has 9 exons. The coding region runs from base 295 to 3090 and encodes 931 amino acids.
AAGAAAUAAUAGUGAAGCAACGUGCUUGAGCCAUUUUAGCCAUAUAACUGCCGAAAUAUGAUCAUUCAUAUUGUGUAAUUUGUUAAUAGUUUAUCAUUCGCCUUCCUCAUUUUAUUGUUGCAUAGAAAUAAUACAAAUACUGUGUUUUUGUAAUUAAAUACACCUUUUAUAUAAUUUCCAUACAAAUAGAAAACAAACUUACUAAUAUCAGCGUCGAUCCUUUUUGCUGCCGAUACAAAUCAUUGAAGCCUCAUGUUUCUCUGCUGGUAUUAUUUUUAAUGUUUUAUACGCUAUAUGGAUUUAAGGAUGGAUAUUCGAAAUGAGCUUGAUUUCCAAUUCUUAGAUUUACAUGAUUUAAAUGACAGUGAUAAGAAUCAUUUAAUAGGUAUUUUAAAAUCCAAUGUCGCUAAUGAUACCUUGAAAUUGCCAUGGGACACAGUUGAAUCUGGUAAUGAUGUCAAUGCUUCUAUAACAGAAAUUCCACAAGUUCAUAAUCAAUGGUAUCAUAAUGCAAUGCCACCACAACCCUCGUAUGCACAACAAAUAAUGUGUAGUGAUUGGCAGGGACCAAUUUAUCCUGUUCCAACAGAUGCUCAUAUACAGCCAUUUAUGCCUGCUAUGACUUAUUCUCAUCCUGGAUAUAAUCUUGGAAAUGAAAUUCAUGAUGUUAGUUGUAGCAGGGAAACUAAUAGAAGGAACAAUCGAGGAAGAGGAAUAAGAAGAGAUAAUUUCAAUCGUGGAAUAAAUCCUACGAAUGAAAUGCAAUCAGGAUAUAUGGGAGAGCAGGGCCAAUUCCAUCCACCAUUGUCUUUUGUUGUUAUGUACCCAGAUCAAACACAACAGCAACAAUUCUCUGGUCAUGUCCACUAUCCUCCACUAGCUAUAUAUCAGCCAAAUAUUCAUACACAUACAAAUACACAUCCUCAUACACAACCUGCUUAUGGAUAUCCUCCAUAUCAUCAUCCUUCAGGAAAUAUAAGAUGUGUUCGACAAGCACCACCUAUACUUUCUCAACCUACUCAAGAAUGUACUAAAGUACAAGCUACAAAGUCUCAUGAGAAACGAGUACAGAAUCUCUACACACCAGUUAAGCAACCUUUUCAUCAAGUAACUGAGGAGGAUAAUUCUUCACAGACCAAUAUAGUCACUACAGUUAUAACUGUAAAUAACAGUAAGGUAGAACAAUGUACCGAUAAUGUAGAUGAAAAUACUGCCAAUAGGAAAAAUUCAAACACAAAUGGGAAAGUACCACCUGUUAAUGUUAAAAUAGAGCAUAACAUUGUAUCUACGGUAAAUGAAAAAUGCAAUGGAGCUGAAAAAAAUGAUGUACCAUGCGUGAAUAUUAAUAGCAGUAUUGAAGUGAAACAGAAUGGAGAAACUGAUAAAGAAUAUAAGAAUGAAACUGUUUCUAGUAUUAAAACUACUGUUGUUAAAACAUUAUCAAAACCAAUUUGUAAAAAUGAAAAUGAAGCACAUAAGGAAGAUAUUUCUAGGAAAAAUGGGCAAGAUGAAAUUAUUAUUAAAACCCCAAGCAACUCUUCUAAUGCAGCAAAUACUCCAAUAAUUGUACCUGCUACACCAUCCCCAGCUUCAUCUAGCAUAUCUUGGGCUAGUAUUUUAAAAAAAGGAAGUGCAGAAGCACAACAGAAUCUGUCAAAUUACAAACCAACAGCUCGCAUUAAUCCUCUGCCAAUCACAGAGAAUAAUAUAACAUCACAAGUUUCAUCACAAUUAACGGAGAAAGAUCAACCUAGCAGUACAAUACUAUUUACAAAUGAAAAUAUUUCAUCUAAUAUACGAAAUGAAAGUAAAAAUUCUCAAGCAGAAUCAUUACAGAAUCAUUAUAAUGAUCCUAUUGCCUUUCGUAUGGGUGAAUUCUUAUUAAGUUAUCAGAUGGAUAAGCAAACUGUGAGUUUAUUACCUAGAGGAUUGACAAACCGUAGUAAUUAUUGUUAUAUUAAUAGUAUAUUACAAGCUUUGCUUGCUUGUCCACCUUUUUACAAUCUUUUAAUGGCACUACCACAUUCUAAAAAUUCCAAUAAAAUGUCUUCCACUCCACUUAUUGAUAAUAUGAUCAAAUUUGUACAUGAAUUUACACCUUUAUCAGAUGGUGCUCGACUGGCCAGGAAAGAUCGAGCAAAUAAACGAGGGGAAGAUUCAAUAGUAGAUAUACAAAGUGGAGUGGCCUUUGAACCAUUUUAUGUAUAUACAAUGUUAAAAAAUACGUCAGCUGCGGGCGUAUUUUCUGUGGAAGGACGGCAAGAAGACGCAGAAGAAUUUCUCUCGUGCCUUCUGAAUGGUAUCAAUGAUGAAAUGCUUGAACUUAUAAAAUUAGUAAAUAAUGAUCAAAACGUAACAAAUAAUAUUGAAAAUAAUAUAAGUUAUAACAAUGGAGAAGAAGAAUGGAAGGUUAUGGGUCCAAAGAAUAAAGGAUCUAUUACACGGUGUACCGAAUUUGGAAGAACACCAUUAUCCGAUAUAUUUCGUGGGCAAUUGAGAUCUAGAGUAUCACGAGCAGGAGAGCAGCCGACAGAUAAUGUCCAACCCUUUUUUACGUUACAACUUGAUAUUGAAAAAGCAGAAUCCGUGAAAGGUGCUCUCGAAAUUCUUGUUGGGAAAGAUCAAUUGGAAGGAAUGACAUGUAGCAAAACGAAACAACAAAUAGAAGCUUGGAAGCAAGUUACUUUAGAAGAAUUACCUGUUAUUCUUAUAUUACAUCUAAAAUGGUUUGACUACAAACUCGAUGGUUGCUCAAAAAUUGUGAAAAGUGUGGAAUUUCCAAUUGAUUUAAAGUUGGAUAGCAAAUUCCUCUCGCCAAAUGCUAUAAAAAAACUAAAUCCUAAGCAAAAACAUUAUAAACUGUUUGCUGUUACUUACCAUGAUGGAAAAGAGGCGACGAAAGGUCAUUAUGUUACAGAUGCUUUUCACGUAGGAUAUGGUGGAUGGGUCAGGUAUGAUGAUAGUUCACUAAAAGGUGUUUCUGAAAGUAAUGUAUUAAAACCUACUCCUCCAAGAGUUCCAUAUUUAUUAUAUUAUCGACGAUGUGACACUAUUGGGAAUAAUCAGUCAAAUAGUGGUAAAGCACGUUAAAGCAAAAAGCAUUAAUUAUGAAUAGAAAUAGAUCUAUAUUCUGAGCCUAAAGAGGCAACUUGAAAGAAUAGAUUUUACAGGUUUGUGGUUCUUGUUGAUAUUUGUAUCUAAGUACAGAGAAUGUUUACUAACCAAUAUCAUAAAAAAAUAGAGAAGUAUUUCUUUUCAAUAUGCUGUACUUCCAUGAAACAUUUGUACUAAGAAUGUUGUUACAAGUUUUAUGCAUAGUUUUCUUGGUACGUGAAAUAAAUAAUAGUUGAAGUUGAAGUUAAAGAAGAGUUUUGAUUUUGGCAUUCAUAGUUCUAUUGAAGUUAAUAAGCGCUUACACAUUACAUUUUAUCAAAAUAUUAAAUGUCACAAUCUCUUGUACAUAUCUUUCAUACUCUGAUUAUGGAUAUACAAUGUAUAAGAAAAGGAUAUACAUAAUAAUCUUGUAGAAAAGAAAGCAAAAAUAGAGAAAGGUUUUUCUACUUUAAUGACAAAAUUUCUAUGAAAUGCAAAUUUUAUAUAUGUCUGAAGAAAGAUACAUCUUAUGCCUUAAGUUAUUUUUGUAUAUAACCUUCCUGCGCCCUUAUAAUAUUCCAACCUGCCAAUUAUUUUUAGCAUAUAUUAGUUUGAUAGCUAUUCUAUAAUUAAAAAAAAAGAUAAUUGAAUAACUAUUCAAAAUACAUAUGUAUUUCGUGAUAAUACAUCUUUAUGCCAUAUUAUUAAAAUAAAUUAUUGGGAAAAAGUAAAAAAUAUAGAUUUUGAACAAAAGAAAUAAUUGGUAAGAUGGAAUACUAACGUUAUCAGUGAAGAAGAUUGUAUAAACAUGAAAUUUGUGUACAAAACUACCUUGUAUGUGUCAAACUUGUGUCUUUAAUUACAGUUCUUUUUAAAAAAAAAACAAAAAAUAAAAAAAGCAAAAAAAAAAGAAAUAAAAAUAUAUUCAUGUAUUGCCAUUUUAUACAUGUUAAUACAUGUAACAGAAUACAUUUUCUAUUUUUUGUAAUAAGUUUAGUGAAUGAAUUAAUUUGACUACAAAUUUGGAUCCACAAAUUUGGUUGUAUUCAUAUCGUUAUUAUAAAAAUACCUUAACAAUUUCAAGAUACUUAUUACCGAAAUAUGUUAAAAGUAUAAAAAUUACUGUAUACUUAAUUGAUUUUAUAUGGGUAAUGUGUCAAAUGUUUUGUUUUGCUUUGGGCUAGUGUGUGUACGGUUUUAACUCUCCUGUUCCACAUCAUUCUUCUCAAAUCUUUUUUAAUUCUUUCUAGUUUAUAAAUAUAUUGAUAUUCAUAUAUAAAUAUAAUCUGUUGAUAAAGCAA